UCCAUGGAAUCCAUGAACAUGUCAUAUAUGGACCCCAAAACAGUGACACUGAUUGGCAUCCCUGGACUGAAGCAUGUGCAGUUUUGGAUUGGGUUUUCCUUCUUUGCUGUGUGCCUAGUGGCUCUUUUGGGAAACAUCAUUUUACUGAUCAUUAUCCCUACAGAACACAGUCUGCACCAGCCCAUGUACAUCUUCUUGGCAGUGUUGGCAGCCACUGAUAUAGGACUCUGUGUAGCCAUUGCUCCAAAAAUGUUGGCUAUCUUCUGGUUUGGCUUUUAUUCCAUGGCGUUUGAUGCUUGUUUAGCGCAGCUGUUCUUCAUCCAUGCCUUGCAGGGCAUGGAAUCUGGAAUCCUGUUGGCAAUGGCCUUUGACCGCUAUAUUGCCAUAUGUGAUCCUUUGAGGUACACAUCCACCCUUACACCUUUCAUUCUGGUUAGUAUGGUGCUGGUUGUGGCAAUCCGAGCAACAGUGCUCGUUGGCAUUUUACCCAUUUUAAUCAAAAGAUUGCACUUUUUCCAUUCCAUUGUAAUUUCCCACUCUUACUGUGAGCACAUGGCUGUGGUCAAGCUGGCUGCAGAAGACACCCGUGUCAAUAAAACAUGUGGUCUUUUCGUAGGUUUCACAAUUCUAGGAUUUGACAUGAUUUUCAUCCUCAUUUCCUAUAUCCUUAUUUUCCAGGCUGUUUUUCGUCUACACCAAAAGGAGGCACGGCUUAAAGCGUUCAACACAUGCACAGCUCACAUUUUUGUUUUCCUCGAGUUUUAUAUUCUUGCCUUUUUCUCCUUCUUCAGCCAUCGUUUUGGACAUGUUGUGCCCUCUACCCACAUUCUUCUGUCUACCAUCUACCUCCUUGUGCCCCCUGCACUCAACCCUAUUGUCUAUGGUGUGAAAAAUAAGGUAAUUCGCAAGCGUAUGGCACGGCUAUUCUUCCUGAAUCACUGA
Cervus elaphus (red deer) is the source of this 942-nucleotide messenger RNA. Its product is annotated as olfactory receptor 52A1-like. Gene Ontology annotation, molecular function: G protein-coupled receptor activity; olfactory receptor activity. The record is from RefSeq and is a predicted model, not a curated record. Gene Ontology annotation, biological process: G protein-coupled receptor signaling pathway. Gene Ontology annotation, cellular component: membrane. The transcript has a single exon. The coding region runs from base 4 to 942 and encodes 312 amino acids. NCBI's taxonomy places the organism in Eukaryota, Metazoa, Chordata, Mammalia, Artiodactyla, Cervidae.